CAAGUCUAAGGGAAACUCCAGAGAAACAAGAAUGAAUCCUGCAGAAAAACAAGAUGGCGUAAGAAACUAUAAACAAAUGAUGAGUAAAGGAAUUUUCAGACCAAAGAAAAUGGACUUCACAGAAAGUGAUGAUAGUGAUAUUGAUUCCACAGUGACGCCUAUCAAUCCACCAGAUGACAAUCCACAUGGACAAAUCAUUGAGUCAGACAGUUUGUCAGAUUUCUACCUGAAUGAAGCAAAACAACAUAAACAUCCAAAACAUCAGAGAAAAAAGAGAAACCAUUAUCACUCUGACCAUACUGCUGAUGAAGCUGAAGAUGAGUUCAAUAAAUCUAAAGAAGAAAACAUCAAAGAUAUAUAUAAAGAACUACAAGUUAUCAGUGAUAAGUUAAAGAUGGAAAACAAGAAAAUACACGAAAGAGAAGAAAAAGUGAAAGAAAGAGAAAGAAUUGUGGCCAUCUCAUCAGCCAAUGUAAAAACCAUCACUGAACAUGAAGUUAGAGAGAAACUUAAAGUGAUGGAACAGAAAUACAAAGAAGAGAUAGUGAAGAUAGAAAUACAAUUAAAGGAGAAAAUUAAAGAAAACAGAAGAUUGAAAGACAACUUUGAAACAUUAGUUAAAGCAAAUGAUGCUAUGAAAAAAGAUUUUGAAACAUUACAAAGUCAGCAUGACAAGCUAGAGAAACAAGCUGUUAGUGUUCAAGCCAGACUUACAAACUUACAGAGAAAGCAGGACUUUACAGAAAGACAGAAGGAAGUAGAGCUGGGUAACAUAGCCUUAUCUACUGCUGUACCUAAACAGAAAGGACAACAAAGGGAAAACAGAGUGCAGAAAGAGAAAAAGUUUUCCACCAGUUCCUGUAGUUAUGACAUCAUGGGUAUAUUACUGGACUGGAUCUGUGAUGCACAUCUACGCUACGCUGUAACUGACCAACCAACCAGAGCUAUAGAAAGGUUCUCCUCAACAGAGUACAUACUGGAAAGAGUUUUAAAGAUCUUACCUACCUCAGUUGAUAUGCUGAGAGAAUUCCCUCCAAAUAACUUCAGGAUUAGUCUCCCUUGUUUACAAUUUAUUUACUGGUCCCUUAUCAAUGUAGAGCAAGCUUCAGGCCAACAGAAAUCAAACCUGUCAUCUACACUUAGACGAUUAGGAGAAGAAUUAUACAGAUCUAAAACAGUGAAGUUUAUGGAUGUUAGUAGUGACAAGAGUGACUUCCCCUUGUCACCAACAAAGCUAGACAAAUCAAAAGAUGGCAUCUACUUUAGAAGUUCUAACCAACAUGUCAGGCUCUUGUCCUCUCUCAUUAUACUUAAAACUCUAUCACAAGUUGAUCUGGUUGCCCAUGUAUUUGAUGUUUUGAAGAAUGAUCUGAAGUCAGACGUGUGUAAAGAAUUGUUCCUGUAUUAUCAAGCUACGCCUGUGGUAUUACAGUAUCUAAAACCUAUUAAUAAGGCAUUUAUGGGUGCUGCUAUGGAUAUCUUCCUACAGUUGUCAGCUGACACACCUUUCCAGACUCCAUUCCUAGAGAGCUGUGGUAAUGAGCAGUGGUUUAGAACGGUUGCUAUGGUACUGAGAGCACCUACACAAGACAAUAAAUUAUUGGAAAAACUCAGUAUAAUUCUACAAAAAUUAUCCAAGUUCAAAACCAACAAAAGAUUUUUUGAUGUGUACACCAUAGUUGGUAUUAUCCAGGAGAUAUUACGUGGCUGUUCCACUGACCAAGCGUUCCUGGCAUUGAAUCUCAAGUCUAUACUGUUUAAUCUAACUUCUACUGGAGGAGUACAAUCAUAGCAUUAGUUCUGAUAAUAGAAACACUAUAAAUAGCCACAUGCCCACUUUUACAACAUGUUGUGUACUGAAUGGUUAUCACAUUUUAUUUUCUUUAAAGCAAGGCUUGCAUUUCACAAUCAAUGACGAUAUAAAUACUUUAAUAAAAGUACAAAUCAUAAGAGAUCAUUCUUAAGGAGGCUCGCGGGUGUAAGAUUUUCAGAAAAAAAUUAAACAUUUAAUUUUCAUUACAAAUUUUAUAAAUUACCUUAAGUAGUUGUUACUUUAUCAUAUGGCACAAAAAUCAUUCCAAAAAAUCAAUUCGUGUUGGCCCCAGUUGACUUAUUAAAUGUAGAUAUCAUUGAAAAAGUUCGAAAUUAUCUCCCUUUGGUGCAAAAAUGCUAUUUUUUGGCUUUAACAUUGAAAUAUCUUUUUUUACUCAUCGGUGACCUAUAUCUUUUAUUGUUGUUUUCAAAUAAGCUAUACAUAAACUAAAUAAUUGUAAAAUUUAAGCGAUUUCUGUAAUUAGGUUCUUUUUUUAUUCCUAUAUUACCUCUUUUUCUCUUAUUAGUUCAACAGAAAAAAAGGACAUUUACAAAAAUGUAUGUUUCUUUCGAAGGCAGAUUGUGAGCGUAAAUGAUCGGUGACCCCUCUUUUUUAUUUCAUUUUUCUAUUAGGUAUAAGAUAAAGUUCAUUUAUAGAAAAAAAAUAGCGAAAUCUUAUAUUAAAUUAAAAAAAAUGAUUUUGACCCGCGAGCCCCCUUAAAUGAAAUUUGUCAAACAUAGGCCUUUUCAAUUUGGUAAUUAUUUCACACAAAAAAGUUUUCAAAUGAAUUUUAUUUUCUUUAGUUUAUUGAGAAAUGUUAAUAUAUGCUGAAUGGUCUAUGUAUAAUUUAUCAACCAGCAGUUAUAGUAAAUAAGUAUUGGAGGCAUUUUAGUUUUAGAUCUUAGCUUAAAUGUGAUUUGAAAUAUUAUCAAUAUGAAUUUGAAAGGUUCCUUGCAAUAACAAUUGCUUGAAAGCUUGCGUUAAUAUUUGUCAUAGUGAUAUUUCAUAGAUAGAUUUUAUAUUUUAUUUAUUUGAAUAAAUAAAUCAGUUACUGA
Messenger RNA from Mytilus trossulus (common blue mussel), 2868 nucleotides. Its product is annotated as coiled-coil domain-containing protein 138-like. Lineage: Eukaryota; Metazoa; Mollusca; Bivalvia; Mytilida; Mytilidae. The record is from RefSeq and is a predicted model, not a curated record. Bases 32 to 1792 code for a protein of 586 amino acids. The transcript has 14 exons.